CGAGUAUAGCAAUCGGAUUUUCAGUCGAAUGUUGUAUAUUGUUAAUCAUUUACGUUUGAAGAUAACAACGCAGUAUACCAUUCGUGAUUCAAAUCAAUAUCGAUGUCGGACUGUUUUGAUUACAGUAGCGAUGAUACAGAACAUGAUGAUCAAUAUGGCGAAGAAGACGUCAACUGUAAUGAAUAUGACGACGACGAUUUCUAUAAGUCUGAUGAUCAAUUCGACGGAAGAAAUCCUAUCUCUGAUUAUGCUAGUGAAGGUACAAAUCGAACUGAUUCUGAAGAGGAAUCAUUCAAUAGUAAUGUUGGUUACUCGCCUGGUGGGAAAACCAAGUUGUGGAAACCUAUUGUUCCUAAAGAUUUUAUGCCAGAUGUAGAUGCUAUAUAUCAAUCAUUAGAGGAGGCGGUUGAAAUGUAUAAAUUAUAUGCAGAUAAAGCAGGUUUUGGUGUCAGGUUAAAUACAGUAACGAGGUUUGGUGACAAAACCAUUAAAAAAAGGUAUGUAGUGUGCAACAAAAUGGGUAAAAUACCUAACAGAUCAACUGACACUUUGGAUCCUGAGGGGAGUGGAAGGAAUAAACGAAACUCAAACUUCAAAAUUACGGACUGCAAGGCAUUGAUAAAGUUUGAAAGGUUACAUAUGCAAACUAAUGCUUGUAAAAUAUACGACUUUGAAGAGAAUCACAACCACCCCCUAGAGACUAAAGAAGAAAGACGGUAUUCCAAACGUGCACGACGACUUAGUUAUAAAGACAAGGAGUUUAUAGUGCGUUCUUCAACAUCUAACAUUGGUGCAACAAAGGCACACAAGUUACAAGCUAGUUUGCAAGGAGGUUAUGAAAACGUUGGCCCUGAAGCAAUUGAUUAUAAAAAUUUCAGAAGGAAGGUGGGAAACAUUAUAGGUGACAAGGAUGCACAGCUGGUUGUUGACAAAAUGUACAUGAGGAAAGAUGAGUUUCAUAAUUACACAUUUGAGUAUAAGUGUGCUGAUAGUGUGUUAAACGCAAUGUUUUGGGCGGAUGAAACCGAUAAGUUAUAUUACAAGGAGUUUGGAGAUGUGAUAUCAUUUGAUGCUACAUUCCGAACAAAUAAGUAUGGAAUGAUUUUUGUGCCGUUUACAGCCAUUGAUAACCACAAACGUUCAAUAAACAUUGGGGCAGGUUUGUUAAGCAACGAGUCAAUAGAAUCUUAUCGUUGGUUGCUUGAAGCGUUUUUGAAAGCACAUGUGAAACACCCUCAAUUAGUGUUAACAGACCAAGAUCCAGUAAUUCUACAGGCCGUUGAAGCAAUAUUUCCUAAUUCUAAUCAUCGUUUAUGUAUGUGGCAUAUUAUGAAAAAACUACAAGCCAAGGUUUCAGCCGAUUUUUUGAAAAACACUGAUUUUCGGAAGCGUUUUACAAAGCUUGUAUGGAAUGUCUAUAUCGAGCCUGAAGUGUUUGAAUCAAGGUGGAAACUAAUUAUGAGAAAAUUCAAACUACAGGACAAAAGAUGGUUCAAAGACAUGUACAGGGAUCGAAAACUUUGGAGUCCAGCCUAUUUUAAAGACAUGCCACUACACGGUCUGAUGAAAACUACUUCAAGUGUUGAAAAGAUUGAUGGGUGGCAAGUUGUUAUGAUUACACAAACGGAUAAGAGCAAACAGUUGAAGAUAAAAUGCAAGGUUGAACUAAAGCUGCCUGAAAAAGAAGUUAAAUGUUCAUGCAAUCACUUCAUACGUACUGGCAUUUUGUGUCGUCAUAUUUUUGCUGUAUUGAAAAACAACCAUAUUGAAGAGAUUCCAGAGCAGUAUAUUCUAAGAAGAUGGAGAAGGGAUGCAAUUUCCAGCCAUUUGUUUGCCAUGAAACAUGUUGCCAUGGAAAUAGAAGAUGACACCUUUAAACUUUUAACAAAGGCAUACAACAAUAUUGAAUACUGCUUGGAUCAUUUCAAAAGAAGCAAAGAGAAAUUGUUGGAGUUUGUUGAAAAAACACGUACGUUGAAGCAGGCAGCAAUGGAGUUUGCCAGUUCCAACCAAACAUCAUCUGAUAAUGAUGAAGAAGAAAUUAUUCGGAUGCUUGGAAUACGCAGCAUUCCUGAUGAAAUAAAUAUCCAUCCACCUGCAUCUAUACAUACCAAAGGUAGUGGAACUAAGAAAAGAAUGGUUAGUGCUAUUAAGAAAGCCGUUGCAGCUGCAAAGAAAAAAACCAGAAUGUGCACAGGUUGCAAUCAAUAUGUUAACCGUAAUUGGAGGACUUGCAAAGUAAGACUUGCACGAGAGUCAAAAGCAGCUUAA
Molecule: messenger RNA, 2271 nt
Organism: Lactuca saligna
Lineage: Eukaryota; Viridiplantae; Streptophyta; Magnoliopsida; Asterales; Asteraceae
Source: the annotation of a GenBank genome assembly